AGCUCUCCGUGCCCGCCGUGCCCACGCAGGACGGUGACAGCUAUGGGGUGCUGCCCCGGCCCUGCCGUGCACUGGUGCUGCUGAACCCGCAGAGCGGCACCGGCCGCGCGCUCGAGGACUUCCAGGCGGUGGUGCAGCCCAUGCUGGCCGAGGCUGACAUUGCCACCACUGUCUUCAUCACUGAGAGACCCCACCAUGCACAUGAGAAGGUGCGGGACGAGGACCUGUCGCAGUGGGACACAUUGGUGGUCAUGGCCGGGGACGGGCUGCUCUAUGAGGUGGUGAACGGACUCAUGGAGCGGCCGGACUGGGAGGAGACCAUGAAGAAGCCGCUGUGCAUCCUGCCGGGGGGCUCCGGGAAUGCCCUGGCCGCCUCCAUCAACCACUACGCAGGCAACGAUCACGUCGCCAAGAAGAAGCUGCUGACAAACUGCACCUUCAUCCUGUGCAAGGGGCUGCACACACAGAUGGACCUGGUCUCACUGAGCACUGCCUCGGGCAAGCGCCUCUUCUCCUUCCUCGGCUUCGGCUGGGGUUUCAUCUCAGAUGUGGACAUCGACAGCGAGAAGUACCGAUGGCUGGGCAAUGCCCGCUUCACCCUGGGCACACUCCAGUGCCUGGCCAAGCUGCGGGUGUACCAGGGCCGCCUCUCCUACCUGCCCGCUGUCCCCGAGCAGGGCAGCCUCCCGGCACUCAGGGACCCCCACGCGCCUGUCACCAACGGCCAGGCUGGCCGCAUCCUGCCACCGGCGGGGACGGAAGCGCCUGGGGCUCUGCCCACCGACUCGCUGCUGGUGCCGCUGUGCCAGCCGGUGCCGGCGCACUGGACGGUGGUCCCUGAGGAGGAGUUUGUCUCCGUCUAUGCCAUCUACCAGUCCCACCUGGGCACCAACCUGCUGAUGGCACCGGCGGCCCAGCUGCACGAUGGUUGCAUCCACCUCUUCUACCUGAAGGCCGGCAUCAGCCGCGUGGCGCUGCUGAAGAUCUUCCUGGCCAUGGCCAGGGGGACCCACCUGGACUUGAACUGUCCCCACCUGCGCUACGUCCCCGUCCGGGCUUUCCGCCUGGAGCCACGGGCGGCCACGGGCAUCAUGACGGUGGACGGCGAGGUGCUGGCCUGCGAGCCCGUGCAGGGCCAGAUCCACAGCCGCCUCUGCCGCGUCCUCAGCGGCUCCUGAGCUGCCAGGCUCCCCCUGCACCCUGCAGCGCUGAGCUGCCGGCACGGCCCAGCACAAGGGCGGCAGAGCCUUCCUCCCACUCAGGAACCUCCUCCUCCUUCCAUAGCAAUAGCUCUCAGGGGCCGUGGGUGCUCAUCCCCUCGCUUGCCCCCAUGCUUAGCUUUAUCCCCUUCGGACAGCCACCAGCGCUGUCGCAAAAAUGAGCCACGAGCCCUAUCAGGUACUUGGUGCUGGCGAGAUGCCAGCAUGUUUUAUCCCGGUACAAGGUCCUGGCCACGGGCGGCUGCGCCGGCACAGCCCCAUCCCCUCCUCAGCUCAAAUGCACACGGUGACAUUGCUCGCACCCCUGCUGCAGAGCCAGUGCCAACCCCCAGGGAUGGUCGGGACCAAUAUAUCCAGUACAACAAAUUGACUUUUUUAAGAAUGUUUCUACCCAAAGCUUCCUGUAGAAGCAGAGUUUAUUCUUGUGAGAAAUGCA
Molecule: messenger RNA, 1656 nt
Organism: Haliaeetus leucocephalus (bald eagle)
Lineage: Eukaryota; Metazoa; Chordata; Aves; Accipitriformes; Accipitridae
Gene: SPHK1
Product: sphingosine kinase 1
Exons: 8
Coding region: 141-1178 (345 amino acids)
Biological process (GO): cellular response to growth factor stimulus; sphingosine biosynthetic process; negative regulation of apoptotic process
Cellular component (GO): intracellular membrane-bounded organelle; cytoplasm; membrane
Source: RefSeq, a predicted model, not a curated record